Messenger RNA from Melozone crissalis (California towhee), 2872 nucleotides. RefSeq names its product dynein axonemal assembly factor 2 (gene DNAAF2). Gene Ontology annotation, cellular component: cytoplasm. Gene Ontology annotation, biological process: axonemal dynein complex assembly. The transcript has 5 exons. Bases 118 to 2808 code for a protein of 896 amino acids. Lineage: Eukaryota; Metazoa; Chordata; Aves; Passeriformes; Passerellidae. The record is from RefSeq and is a predicted model, not a curated record.
GCCGUCUCCAUAGCAACGGCCGCGCCGCCGCCAUCUUGUUUACCGUCACCACGGCAACGCCCGCCAUCUUGAUCGGCGUCCCCACAGCACUGGGCCGGGCUGAGCCGUGCCGGGGCCAUGGCGAGCGCAGGGCGGCUGCACGACCUGAACCUCAGCGCCGAGGAGGCGGAGCGGCUCCGGCGCGCCUUCCGCGACGAGCAGUUCCGCGCUCUCUUCGCGGAGUUCGCGGCCGAGCUCACCGACCCCGAGCAGCGGCGGCUGUACGAGGAGGAGGUGGCGGCGCUGGAGCGGGAGCGCGGGGUGGAGGUGCGCUUCGUGCACCCGACGCCGGGCUUCGUGCUGCGGACGAGCCAGGAGGGCUCCCGCCGCUGCUACAUCAAUGUCUGCAGCAACCCGCUGAUGGGGGAGCCGCGGGCCCGCGCCGAGCGCGGCGGGCAGCGCUGGGAGCUGCCCUAUAGCCUGGCCCCGGGCCGCGAGGAGCUGCGCCCCGCCGGCCGCCGCCGCCUCCUGUACGACGUGGUGUUCCACCCCGCGGCGCUGCGCCUGGCCGCCCGCAGCGCCCGCUUCCGCCGCCUGCUCCGCGACACGGCGCUGGAGGCCGUGGAGAGCCAGUGCGGGGUGCGGCUGGACCGCAACAACGCCGCCAUUCUGCGAGGGGUCUCCUACAAGGGCAUCCCGCAGGCGCCCGUCAUCCGCUCCCCGCUGCCCGGCGGCGCCCCGAAGCCGCCCGACGACGGCGAGUCCCCGCUGCCGCCCUUCCCCUUCCCGCCCGCCGCUCCCCCGCCGCCCGCCGCCCGAGCCUCCUCUCCCGCCGCGACCCCGCCGCCCUCCGGCCCCACCACGCCGCGCUGGAGCAUCCGGCACCGCUCCUACGUGGACCUGCAGGACUACCGGCACUGCCGCGACUCGGCGCCCAGCCCGGUGCCGCGGGAGCUGGUGGUGACGGUGGAGCUGCCGCUGCUGCGCUCCGCCGAGCAGGCGGAGCUGGAGAUCCGCGGGCGGGAGCUGCGCCUGGACUCGCGCUGUCCCGCCUACCGCCUGCGCCUCCGCCUCCCCUACGACGUGGACGAGAGCGGCGGCCGGGCCGCCUUCAACCGGGCCCAGCGGCAGCUGCAGGUCACGCUGCCCGUGGUGCUGCCGCCCGGCCCAAGGGAACCGCCGGGCCCGGCCGGGGAGCGGCUGGAGGGGGCCGAGGGGUCGGCAGAGGGAGAGGCAGGGGCAGGGCCGGCAGGGGCAGGGCCGGCAGAGGCAGAGGCGGGCGGCGGAACGGCUCCUCCCCCGGAACUCGGGCCUGGCGGCGCGGCCCGCGGCACGUGUGGCGGCGGGGAGCCCGGUGAUCCGCUCACCGAGCCCCCGGCUGACCCUGACCCACGUUGUGAUCCUCCCGCUGGUCCGUCUGCCGAGGCCCUCGCUGAACCGCCCCUAGAACCACUCUGUGAUUCCCUCACUGAACCCUCGGGUGAACCUCCCGUUGAUCCAACCUCUGAACCCUUUGCUGACUCCCCUCCUGACUCCCCUGCUGAACCCGCCACUGAUCCAACCUCUGCACCCCCUGCUGAACCAGCUACUGAUCCAACCUCUGAAUCUGGCAGUGAUCCAACCUCUGAACCCACCGCUGAACCAGCUAUUGAUCCAACCUCUGAAUCUGCCAGGGAUCCAACCUCUGAACCCACCGCUGAACCAGCUACUGAUCCAACCUCUGAACCUGCUACUGAAUCAGCUACUGAUCCAACCUCUGAACCUGCCCCUGCUGACUCCCCUGCUGAACCCCCAGCUGAACCUCCCCCGCCGGCCCUGCCCCGCCCCGGUGCCGCUUCCCCCACGGCCAUCCCCGCUCCAGCCAUGCCCACCGGGGACACCGCUCCGCCGGCCCCCGAGGGCCCCCCCAUUGCCACGGCCACAUGCCCUCCGUUCCGUGCCCGGCAGGACGAGGCGUCCCUCACGCUGCUGCUGCCGGUGCCCGGCAUUGAGCCGCAGAGCCUCCGCGGGCAUGUGGGCACGCACCACUACAGCCUCCGCUUCCGCACCGAGCGCGCUGCCUUCGCCCUGUUCCUGCGCUUCCCUCGCUCCGCAGCGCUGCUGAGCCCCGAGAGCAGCGUCAGCGUCUCUGCCCACAACGCCGUGGUGGGGCUGGCCAAGGCCCCCGGCAGCACCGGGCUCUGGGACGGCUUCAGCUUCGGCCCCGAGCCCUCCGCCCUGCAGGAGAGAUUGUUUGUCAGUGAGGAGAACGUUGAUGGAUUUCUAGGCACUGCUUUCUGCCCUUCCCCUUGCUCCCAAUCAGCCCCGGAAAGGCAGCCAUUAAUUGAAGUGCUGGAUGUUACUGAGGACAGAAUUCAAAUCAGGGUGGAGCCACAGGAACGUGAUGGACAAGGAACUCUUGGCAGCUCAGAGGGAGCCCUGGCCGGACAGACCGACAGCAACUCCCCCGAAACAAAGGCAGAAACAAAGUGUCCUGCAGCCGAGGGAGGUGCUGCGGGCCCCGGAGCGGGAACAAUGGGAACGGCAGCCGGCUGUGCUUCACCCCAUUGUUCGCAGCCUCAACCUCCUGCCUCCAGCUCAGCCCUUCCCGGCGGAUCUGCGGGAACCCAGCCCGAUUUAGAAAGUGCUGCUGCAGCAGGAGGCACGGCCACAGCCCCGGGAACAACAGCAGGAGAGCUGCAGGGGGGUGGGGAUGGGGAUGGGGAUGGGACAGGGUGCCCCAUCCUGAGGGAGGUGAACCCCGAGAACGGCAGCGAGCGCAUCCUGCGCGAUCACCGCACACACUGCCCCGUGCAGUUCCACAGCUCCCUGCUCUAUGAGCUGGAUUGAUUUAUUUGUUUUGUCAUUUAAUUCUCUUGUUUGAUGCUUGUUCUGACUCCCACGGGGAUGGAGA